CCUAUUCUCUCUCAACAAACGCACAAAAACCAUUGUUUCUCGAUUUGAAUUUGAAUGGGGACAGAUCUUUCGAACGGAAACAAAACUGACACUUGUUUGACAGACACGUGCGACUGUAUUUUGUUCCGGAGCGCGAGUCAAGUACUCCUGUAACUCGAAGAACAAUUUCCCCAUUUAAAUGCAAUUUACUUUCAAGAGAAGUCGGAAACGGGCCGCUAUUCUGCGGAUUUCGGGGCGCUUUAAGGCGAAAUGACGGAGUAGAGAGCUUCUAAUUCGUGUCAGAGGACCUCGAUUCACCUGUUCCCGAGUCUAAAACAUAUGGAAAUUACUAUGCAAUAUUUAAAUAAAGGAUCCGUUUCAGGAGGGGUUCCGUCCAUAAAAAUACACAGCUGCAACCCCCGCGAGAUAUUUAGCUAGUGCGGUGCGGGCAGGCAUUCACCGCAACGAGCAAACCUACUCGUUCAACAUUCCUGAUCAAUUCAGUAGAGCCACUUGGAAGCGAAGUCGCUUUUCACCCAGUGCACAUGUUUCGAGAUCAGUUUCAGACCAUGCCAACGGUAGACCAAGUCACCCUGGACGAGAAAGGCUCUUUCUGUGCAGGUUGUGGCACGAGAAUCGUAGACCGUUUCUAUCUGAUGGCCGUCGAUAGAGAAUGGCACGCUGAAUGCCUGAAAUGCAGCGAGUGCAGUUUGCGGCUCGACAACGAGGUUACUUGCUUCACCAAGGAUGGAGCCAUACUAUGUAGAGAAGACUAUUACAAGCGUUUCUCAGUCAAAAGAUGCGCGGGAUGCAGCCGAGGAAUCUCAAGCAAAGAACUGGUGAUGCGCGCCCGCGAACACGUUUACCACAUCAGCUGUUUCGCCUGCGAUCGCUGCAAGCGAAUUUUAGCGACUGGUGAAUACUUCGGUAUGCGUGGAAUGCAAAUAUUCUGCAAAGCAGACUACGAAAUAUUACUUCGAGAGGAGGCACAAGCGUUGAAAUCGACCCAUGGUUCCUCGUCGUCGAAAGGGAGGCCGAGAAAGAAAAAAAUUUCCGUGCCUCUUGAGGGCGUCGCAGCGUUAUCUGGUGAGUCUUAAUUUAACAAUACUCGCUGAUUACUCAAACUAGCGGGCAAUAAAAGGUGAUAAUCACUUUUAUUAGCUUUGCUUGUGGCUCUGAACAAGAGAGAGCUUUGCUUUUAGCUUUUAUUGUCUCUUAUGUUGUUGACAUCUCUCUGUCGCGCAUUGUGUUUAUUAUGAUUCAAGCAACGACUAUGAAACGUUUUGCACUUUUAGAGCCUAAUUCACUUUGCGAAAUUGCUUCUAGUUUUGCAUAAGAAACUCCACAAAGGUGAUUGUAUUUUUAGCAACGUAGCGUAAAAGACAUAUGUUAUACCAUACAUAUUACAGGUGCUUGCCCUUAAGCGCAGUGAUAACGUCGCUUUAAAACAGCUUAGUUCUUCUGCUAUGGGUUAUAAAACAUCUUCUAUAGACUAGCGCCAUCUGGAUGGAAAAAUGAAUAGACUUAACGUCUACAAAUUAAGUAUCGUGCCCGCCUCUUUUCCAACUUAGGCCAGGAUUUUGAACAUUUGUAUCCUCGCGGGAUUUAAGAUUACAAUACCUUUUUUAACAACUGCUGUUGUUGUUUUGUCAAAGAAUUUGCACUUAAUUUUCGACUACUUUUCAAUUCUACCGAGUCAUUCAUUUGCACGUCAAUGCUAAUUUGAACAACAAAGAGCUUAUUUUAAAAUUAAG
Orbicella faveolata is the source of this 1733-nucleotide messenger RNA. Its product is annotated as LIM/homeobox protein Lhx9-like. Lineage: Eukaryota; Metazoa; Cnidaria; Anthozoa; Scleractinia; Merulinidae. The record is from RefSeq and is a predicted model, not a curated record. Gene Ontology annotation, biological process: neuron differentiation; regulation of transcription by RNA polymerase II. Gene Ontology annotation, cellular component: nucleus. Gene Ontology annotation, molecular function: RNA polymerase II transcription regulatory region sequence-specific DNA binding; DNA-binding transcription factor activity, RNA polymerase II-specific.